Messenger RNA from Trichoderma aggressivum f. europaeum, 759 nucleotides. RefSeq lists its product as uncharacterized. The transcript is spliced from 2 exons. The coding region runs from base 1 to 759 and encodes 252 amino acids. NCBI's taxonomy places the organism in Eukaryota, Fungi, Ascomycota, Sordariomycetes, Hypocreales, Hypocreaceae. Gene Ontology annotation, biological process: rRNA processing. Gene Ontology annotation, cellular component: small-subunit processome; nucleolus. The record is from RefSeq and is a predicted model, not a curated record.
AUGUCGUCUUUGCGAAACUCCAUUCAGCGGCGCCCCCAUCGGGAGCGUGCGCAACCUCUGGAGCGCCGCCGCCUCGGUCUCCUCGAGAAGCACAAGGCACAGCUCAAGGCCCUCCGCGAAAAGGCCUCGGAGCGCAACGAAGAUGAAUUCUACUUCGGCAUGAUGUCGCGCAAGGGCCCCGGCGCCAAGAUCAACGUCGGCAGGAAGUGGAACGGCAGAGUCGAGGGCGAUCGCGGGAACAACAAGGGCAUGGACCAGGACACGGUGCGGCUGCUCAAGACGCAGGAUCUGGGAUACGUGCGCACGAUGAAGCAGGUCGCCGUCAAGGAGCUCGCGCGGUUAGAGCAGCAGGCCGUUUUAACAAAGGGCCUGGAUCAGCUGGACGAACAAGAUGAUGAUGAGGACGACGACGACGACUUUGAUCUCGACGACGAAAUUGACGGUUCGUCAAGACGGCGGUCAAGCGCAAACGCUCCCCGGAAAAUCGUGUUUCUAGACAACGAAGACGAGCGAGACGAAGCCCUACAAGCAGCCCAAGACGAAACCACGAAAAGAGAAGACCAAGACGAAGCAUUCGAAAGAUCAGAAAACCUCGGCCAACUCAAGCGCAAGCUCGAGCACUCGCGCAAAAAGGUCAAGGCGCUCAGGACCGCGGAGACCCAGCUUGAGGUCCAGCGCGCCAAGAUGGCCAAGACGGCCACUUCGGGCGGGACGACGAGGAGAGGGAAGAAGAUUAUGGUGCGGAAGAGGAAGCGGUAG